Messenger RNA from Tetranychus urticae (two-spotted spider mite), 1068 nucleotides. Its product is annotated as GPN-loop GTPase 3. NCBI's taxonomy places the organism in Eukaryota, Metazoa, Arthropoda, Arachnida, Trombidiformes, Tetranychidae. Gene Ontology annotation, molecular function: GTPase activity. The record is from RefSeq and is a predicted model, not a curated record.
AGCAAAGCAAAAUAUAAACAUUCUCACAUGUUUAUUUUUAAUGUUUGGAUUUAUUGGUUAGCUUUUUUAAUUUUAUACUUGAUUAUUUAGGCAGUUUUUUUUCUGUUCAAGAUGAGGUUUGGACAAUUAGUUUUGGGACCUGCUGGUAGUGGUAAAUCAACUUAUUGUUCAGCUGUUGUGAAACACUGUGAAGCCCUUCGUCGAAAAGCUCAUGUUAUUAAUCUUGAUCCUGCUGCUGAACACUUUGAAUACGAGCCGAUCAUUGAUAUACGAGAGAUAAUUCAAGCUGCUGACCCGAUGGAGGAUGAAGAUUUACACCUUGGACCUAAUGGUGCCUUGAUAUACUGUAUGGAAGAGUUUAUGAAUAAUCUUGACUGGCUGCAGGAAAGAUUAGAAGAAGGAGAUGAGGAAUACAUUUUAUUUGACAUUCCUGGUCAGAUUGAGUUGUUCACUCAUUUUGAUAUAAUUGCUCGUUUGGUGAGAUUUCUCAAGGAGAAUCUAGACUUUCGCUUGUGUGGAGUAUUCCUUCUAGAUGCCCAGUUUGUCACUGAUUUGGGCAAAUUUUUCUCUGGAUCGUUUGCAUCUCUAGCGACUAUGAUCAACUUAGAAGUUUCCUUUGUUAGUCUAUUAUCAAAAACUGAUUUGCUCAGUGAAGCUCAAAGAAAUGAUCUUGAUAAUUUUUUUGACCUGGGACCUGAGCUUUUACAAGGUGAUGACUUUUUAAAUAGUGAAUGGGCAGCAAAAUAUCGCCAGUUAACCAUGGCUAUCGCAUCAGUACUCGAUGAAUAUAGUUUGGUCAAGUUUUUGCCGUUCAACAUCAACGAAGAAGAACUGAUUUCUGACGCUUUAGUGGUUAUCGAUGAUGUUUUACAAUGGGCUGAAGAACAAGAUGUUAAAAUUAAUGAUUUCGACCCACCAGAAAAUGCAAACGAUUAGUAACCAUAUCAAUGAAUUCACAAACGUUUAAAAUGGUGUAAAUAAUAACCUUUAUUUUUCUAUUGUGAAACUGUUUCCAAUUUUGCCGAAAAAUUUCCGAAAAAAUAUGGAAUAAACAAUUUAUCUAAUUUA